AGAGCUUGAAGAAGAUGUCCCCACUGCGUAGUCGAUGCGUGCCUCCCCGCGUCCGGCGAGUCGCUCCGACUCGUUGAGAUUGAAGUACUUGAGAUAGUGGAAGUGGAGCCGUGGUUGACGUCCCUCGGGUGAUGGUGAGGAGGAUGAAGAUGAAGGGUGCCUGGUGCGACCAGAGAGCACGAGAGUUUGCUGCCUACCAUGAGGCAGCUCAUCACCGGCCGACGAACGGCCUGACACCGGUCGACAAAAGACGACCUGAAGAUCUGGCAGAGGUGGACUCCUCAUGCCCAGCGAAGCCCAUGACAAGGCCUGCUCCAGACGACGGCAAGCUGUGCGCGUCUCUGCUGAACGUUGGUAACGUGGACUCCCACGGGGAACCAGAGCGUUGCGUUGCUCAAUCCCAAAUCCAGGCGGUGCUAGCGCCAUGCUCGCAGGAGACAGCCCGUAGCGAAGGGCGCUUCAUCUCAUCUGCGUCGAAUCUGCGUUUUCUUACGUGGACGACCCCACUUCCAAGGGGCCCAAAGACGUUGGCGCACCCAAGAGUCGAGGCAUUACUAGCCUUCACAGCGACGUCGCUGUAUCAAAUCACGUUUUUUCGAGUGGACGUCCCACCAUAUCGAGGCCAUCAUGGCCUACCGGACGGCGCCGGGUCACUGAACGUUUUUACAAAGUGGACGACCCACUGCAAUCGGGCGAGCGCCUUGCUCCCCAUCAAACAGACGACGGCCAAACGGGUCCGUCUCCGUAUCGUUGACGAUCUUGCUUUUACGUGGUUGUCAACCCACGGGCUGCCACACCCCUCGACCUCAGCCAUCGACAGCGCUCCAAGCGCUUCGACCGGGAUUGGGUGCCGCAAGAGAAAAGAGAAAAGGCAAGAGUGGGGCCCAUUGUUGCUUGUGGUUUUGGCUUUGCGCUGGACGCUCGACCAGCGAAGAGGGGAAGGGGCGGACGAGGCACGGCGUCAGUGUCCCCGAAGCGCGGGGCGAAGCGCGCCGAGUUGAUUGAGCUUCGCUGCUCGGCAGGCGCUGCUCGGCCGCUGCUGAGACGCUACGCUACGGCCCAAAGUGCAUUGCUUUGUUCGUCGAAGAGCGCUCGUGAGAAGAAGAGCACGAGACAUCCGGAAGACACAGCUAGUAACAUCAAA
Messenger RNA from Jaminaea rosea, 1144 nucleotides. RefSeq lists its product as hypothetical. Lineage: Eukaryota; Fungi; Basidiomycota; Exobasidiomycetes; Microstromatales. The transcript has a single exon. The record is from RefSeq and is a predicted model, not a curated record. Bases 132 to 1001 code for a protein of 289 amino acids.